Messenger RNA from Sitophilus oryzae (rice weevil), 978 nucleotides. RefSeq names its product ras-related protein Rab-8A (gene RabX4). Gene Ontology annotation, molecular function: GTP binding; GTPase activity. Bases 188 to 814 code for a protein of 208 amino acids. The transcript has 5 exons. The record is from RefSeq and is a predicted model, not a curated record. NCBI's taxonomy places the organism in Eukaryota, Metazoa, Arthropoda, Insecta, Coleoptera, Curculionidae.
AGAGAUAGAUAUUAAAAAACUUUGAAUAAAGUUGUUAAAUGAAAAACCCUGCCUAAGCGUGAGUGGACCUCUUAAGGAGAGAAAGAAAAAUCAAUUUUCAGCCGUUUAUCAGCUGAGAGGGAAACAUGUUACACGUUAACCCUCCUCAGCAAUCGAUCAGAGAAAACUAAAGCUACCCAGAAUAAAAAUGGCGCUUGACUUCGCAGCCACCUACAAAAUUCUAGUUUUGGGGGACUCCAAUGUUGGAAAAACGUGUAUAGUGCACAGAUUUUGCGACGAGAGAUACUACGAUACUUAUAUUUCGACUAUAGGUAUCGAUUUUAAACAAAAGAUAAUCAAUUUGGACGGUGUUCCUAUAAAGUUACAAAUAUGGGACACAGCUGGCCAAGAGAGAUUUAGAACUUUGACAACAGCUUAUUACAGAGGGGCUAUGGGAAUUUUGUUGCUGUACGAUGUCAGCAAUUUGGAAAGCUUCAACCAUAUCACGUACUGGUUACAAAACAUCGAAGAAAAUGCAUCGCCUCAUUGUAUAACUGUUAUAGCUGGAAACAAGUGCGACUCAAAAGAUAGAAUAGUGGACACAGAAAAUGGACAAAAGAUAGCCGAACAUUUUGAUAUGCCAUUCUUUGAAGUGUCUUGCAAAGACAAUAUUAACAUAGAAGCCUGUUUUAUGUGUUUAGCCAGAAAAAUACGCGAAAAAAGAGAACAAAAAGGUUAUCCAUUUAUAGAUCCUCCUCCCAAUGAGGAGAAAACUGAUCUUUUGAAACCGAAAAGCGACUUGCACAUGCGUGGAUGUUCGUCGUCGUCUUGUUAGAACAAUAAAUAAAUUCACAAGUAACAUAAUGACAAUGGACCUGACUACUAUUAUUCAGCAAGUUAUACAGGGUGAGUCUUAAAUAAGUGCAAAUAUUUAAAUGGCUUGAAUAUUUCGACCCGUAAAACACGAUUAUGAUUUUUCGCGACAAAAAAAAAUUGGAU